Molecule: messenger RNA, 2382 nt
Organism: Mytilus trossulus (common blue mussel)
Lineage: Eukaryota; Metazoa; Mollusca; Bivalvia; Mytilida; Mytilidae
Exons: 2
Coding region: 1-2382 (793 amino acids)
Source: RefSeq, a predicted model, not a curated record
AUGACGUCUCACAAUGAAAUCACUAAUACUGGUAAUUUUAAAGGGGAUAUCACUAAUACUGGUAAUACUGGUAAUCUUAAAGAGGAUAUCACUAGUACUGGAAAUACUGGUAAUCUGAAAGAGGAUAUCACUAGAACUGGUAAUACUGGUAAUCUUAAAGGGGAUAUCACUAGUACUGGUAAUGUUAAAGGGGAAAUCACUGAUACUGGUAAUACUGGUAAUCUUAAAGAGGAUAUCACUAAUACUGGUAAUCUUAAAGGGGAAAUCACUAAUACUGGUAAUCUUAAAGAGGAUAUCACUAGUACUGUUAAUACUGGUAAUCUUAAAGAGGAUAUCACUAAUACUGGUAACACUGGUAAUCUUAAAGAGGAUAUCACUAGAACUGGUAAUACUGGUAAUCUUAAAGGGGAAAUCACUAAUACUGGUAAUCUUAAAGAGGAUAUCCCUAGUACUGGUAAUACUGGUAAUCUUAAAGAGAAUAUCACUAAUACUGGUAACACUGGUAAUCUUAAAGAGGAUAUCACUAGAACUGGUAAUACUGGUAAUCUUAAAGGGGAUAUCACUAAUACUGGUAAUCUUAAAGAGGAUAUCACUAAUACUGGUAAUCUUAACGGGGAAAUCACUAGUACUGGCAAUACUGGUAAUCUUAAAAGGGAAAUCACUAGUACUGGUAAUACUGGUAAUCUUAAAGAGGAUAUCACUAGUACUAGUAAUACUGGUAAUAUUAAAGAGGAUAUCACUAGUACUAGUAAUACUGGUAAUCUUAAAGAGGAUAUCACUAGUACUGGUAAUCUUAAAGAGUAUAUCACUAAUACUGGUAACACUGGUAAUCUUAAAGAGGAUAUCACUAGUACUGGUAAUACUGGAAAUCUUAAAGAGGAUAUCAUUAAUACUGGUAACACUGGUAAUCUUAAAGAGGGUAUCACUAAUACUGGUAAUACUGGUAAUCUUAAAGGGGAAAUCACUAGUCCUGGUAAUACUGGAAAUCUUAAAGAGGAUAUCACUAGAACUAGUAAUACUGGUAAUCUUAAAGAGGAUAUCACUAGUACUGGUAAUCUUAAAGAGGAAAUCACUAGUACUGGUAAUACUGGAAAUCUUAAAGAGGAUAUCAUUAAUACUGGUAACACUGGUAAUCUUAAAGAGGGUAUCACUAGUACUAGUAAUACUGGUAAUCUUAAAGGGGAAAUCACUAAUACUAGUAAUACUGGUAAUCUUAAAGGGGAAAUCACUAAUACUAGUAAUACUGGUAAUCUUAAAGAGGAUAUCACUAAUACUGGUAAUACUGGUAAUCUUAAAGGGGAAAUCACUAGUCCUGGUAAUACUGGAAAUCUUAAAGAGGAUAUCACUAGAACUAGUAAUACUGGUAAUCUUAAAGAGGAUAUCACUAGUACUGGUAAUCUUAAAGAGGAAAUCACUAAUACUGGUAAUACUGGUAAUCUUAAAGGGGAUAUCAUUAAUACUGGUAACACUGGUAAUCUUAAAGAGGGUAUCACUAAUACUGGUAAUACUGGUAAUCUUAAAGGGGAAAUCACUAGUCCUGGUAAUACUGGAAAUCUUAAAGAGGAUAUCACUAGAACUAGUAAUACUGGUAAUCUUAAAGAGGAUAUCACUAGUACUGGUAAUCUUAAAGAGGAAAUCACUAGUACUGGUAAUACUGGAAAUCUUAAAGAGGAUAUCAUUAAUACUGGUAACACUGGUAAUCUUAAAGAGGGUAUCACUAGUACUAGUAAUACUGGUAAUCUUAAAGGGGAAAUCACUAAUACUAGUAAUACUGGUAAUCUUAAAGGGGAAAUCACUAAUACUAGUAAUACUGGUAAUCUUAAAGAGGAUAUCACUAAUACUGGUAAUACUGGUAAUCUUAAAGGGGAAAUCACUAGUCCUGGUAAUACUGGAAAUCUUAAAGAGGAUAUCACUAGAACUAGUAAUACUGGUAAUCUUAAAGAGGAUAUCACUAGUACUGGUAAUCUUAAAGAGGAAAUCACUAAUACUGGUAAUACUGGUAAUCUUAAAGAGGAUAUCACUAAUACUGGUAAUACUGGUAAUCUUAAAGAGGAUAUCACUAGAACUAGUAAUACUGGUAAUCUUAAAGAGGAUAUCACUAGUACUGGUAAUCUUAAAGAGGAAAUCACUAAUACUGGUAAUACUGGUAAUCUUAAAGAGGAUAUCACUAAUACUGGUAAUACUGGUAAUCUUAAAGAGGAUAUCACUAGUACUGACAAUCUUAAAGAGGAAAUCACUAAUAAUGGUAAUACUGGUAAUCUUAAAGAGGAUAUCACUAAUACUGGUAAUACUGGUAAUCUUAAAGAGGAUAUCACUAGUACUAGUAAUACUGGUAAUCUUAAAGAGGAUAGAUCUAAGAUGAUGUGGUUUGAGUGCCAAUGA